AUCUCAAAAAAAAUCAAAAAUACUUUUCUAAAAUUUUUUCCAAAAGCUAUUUUCUGAAACAAUUUUUUUUUUUGAGACUCAAGCCCAAUUUAUUUUCUUUUCGUUGACUCAAACUAAGUUGGCAAAUUUUAAAUUCAGAAAAAUGUGGGUCCUCCCUUGAUUUCAAACGGGCCCUUUAAAUAUUUAUCAAACGGUACACAUAAGUCAUAGCACGAGAGACAGAGAGAGAGAAUCUGAAGCGCUGAAGAAAAAAGUUUGAUUCAUCGAUUCUGAAGCUUCAAUGCCUCGCAAGAGUCGUCGGCGCUCGAAGAAACAUUGCACUCUCUUGAAACGCCUAGUGAAAAUUAAGGCGAAAAAGAAAGCUAAAUUAGAGGAAGAAGAAGGGGUUACUCCACUUGUUGACAGGUAUUGGUUGCAAAGGUAUGAUCUUUUCUCGAGAUACGAUAAGGGUAUCAAAUUGGACGAAGAAGGGUGGUUUUCCGUUACACCGGAAGAGAUUGCGGUCCGGCACGCCGAGCGGAGUGGUGGCGGUGUAGUCAUUGAUUGCUUUGCCGGCGUCGGUGGUAAUGCCAUACAAUUUGCCUCGGUAUCUCAACACGUUGUUGCUAUUGACAUUGAUCCACAUAAAGUUGCAAUGGCUUCUAAUAAUGCAAAAAUAUAUGGCGUGGAAGAUUAUAUAGACUUUGUUGUGGGAGACUUCUUCCAACUUGCACCAUAUCUGAAGGGUAAUGUAGUAUUCCUUUCACCACCAUGGGGGGGUCCAUCAUAUAGUUCAGUUGGGAAUUUUACCCUUGACCUACUGAAGCCAAAGGAUGGGUAUUCAAUGUUUCAAAUUGCUCAAUCAAUAACCCCCAACAUCAUUAUGUUCUUACCUAAAAAUGUAGACCAACGUGAAGUGGAAGAACUUUCUUGGCUGUCUUCUCCUCCUCUACAUGUUGAGAUUGAAGAAAAUUACGUGCAGAGCAGUUUAAAGGGUAUGACUGCCUAUUUUGGUGAUGCUCCUUUCAGGUAACUUGGUUGUCUUAACUUUCUGUCGAGUAGUUAUCCUCCAUGUCUUCAUCACAGCUACCACUUUAGAAGAUUACAGUAGAAACUUUAAUAGUGGGAGAGGCUCGAACUUCCUCUUUUUUUUAUUGCUAAAACGAAAUUUUGUUCCCAUGUGUCAGAAUUUCUUCUACUAAAUAUACAGUGGUUAGAGCAAUGUUUAAGUCAUUUGUCUGUGGAUGCAGUUGGUUUUUGUGAGAGUUUCUCUUCAUUGCCAAGUUUGUGCAGGUAAAGUUAAGAAACAUUUAUCUAAGAUGGAAGCUACUUUCAAAUGGAAAGUGGAAACAAUUGCAUUGUUUACACGUAUUGAUAACAUCUCUAUUACACUUUUACUCAAUACUAGAUCAUUUAUCAUGAAUACACAUGAGACCCACCAUUUACAAGUGAGCUACUCAUUCAUACAUGGUUGAUGAUCUACUAUUAAGUAAAAUUAAAAAAAGUGUAAUCGAGAGGAUAUCAAUCCUUGUUUACAUAUAUGAGACCACUUUAAUUGUGAAGAAAUACCUUGUAUACCAAAUUGGGAUCUCAAAUGAGUAGACUCCUACAUGAAUGAAUCCCGUUAAAAAAAGUUAACAAAAUCCACUAAUCCAAGGGUCCCGUUGAUUUGGGAUACCAUUUGAGGUUCCUUUCAUUUCUCUUAAUUGUGCACUACGGGGCAAAAUGGGUUUGUUUGAGAGGCUAAAAUUCUCAUCAAUUACAUUUUCACACCCUCAUUCUUGACUUUGAUCUCAAGUUAACCUUGAACUAUUAAAUUGUUGCAUUAUCCAAUCAAUUGCUUGAGUUGGUUUUACGUUCUAGAGCAACAAAUAUCCACUUGUAGGGAAAAAGUGAAACGAACUCAUUUAGUACGGAAGGGAAAGUAAGAUAAAAGGCUAGCUGGUGCAGUAAAGCUUGGUUCAUUAUCCGGUGAUAGGAAUGAAAGACUAUGUUAAAAAAACAGAGGAAGAUAGAAAGUAUUUCAAACUGUUGCUCUUUGAAUUGCUUCUUGUGUUAUUGGAACUACUGGAUUAAUGACAAUUCAUUAUUGGGGGGUUAUGACUAGAAAGAAAGGUCUAUUCGAUCUGUUGCUUGUUUUAACGUGG
Messenger RNA from Ilex paraguariensis (yerba mate), 2126 nucleotides. The record is from the annotation of a GenBank genome assembly. NCBI's taxonomy places the organism in Eukaryota, Viridiplantae, Streptophyta, Magnoliopsida, Aquifoliales, Aquifoliaceae.